Molecule: messenger RNA, 1656 nt
Organism: Candida tropicalis MYA-3404
Lineage: Eukaryota; Fungi; Ascomycota; Pichiomycetes; Serinales; Debaryomycetaceae
Exons: 1
Coding region: 1-1656 (551 amino acids)
Cellular component (GO): cytoplasm
Molecular function (GO): phosphoprotein phosphatase activity
Source: RefSeq, a predicted model, not a curated record
AUGAAUAAUAAACUGAAUGGAUCAGGUAUCUCAAUUCUUAAUAACUUAAAGAUGAUCAAUAAACAUUACACCAAACUAAUCGUCUUUAUAAUUAGUUGCAUUACCAUGACGGUAUUGUUUCAACUUUUAACACCAAAUGAUCCAAUAUCUCCCGAUUUAUCAUUAUUUCAAACUCAACAAUUACAAAAUAACAAAUUCAUCGCGUCGAAUCCCAAAUCCAUUCGUGUCAUUACUGAUUUCAGUGUGUUAAAAUGUAAUUUAUAUCGUAAAUGUAACAUCCCAAAGAGUUACAUUCAAUUGUUUCCAAACUUGAAUUAUUAUCAUAAUUCCAAAAUUAAAAAUGAUUAUUAUUUGAUUGUUAGAUAUCAAUCAUUAGAUGAAGCAACUAAAAUCAUCACUGACAUUUCAACCACUAAAGUGGAUGAUAGUUAUGAAGAAAUCAAAAUCGAUAAUCAAUUGACUUUAUAUAAAAAAAUUGUCAUCUCCAAUACCCAGCAACCAAUUGCCAGUGAUUUACCUAUACUACGAUCUAUUGACGUGUUGUUUGGAAAUAAUGAUUUAAUAGAUUCCCGACCAUAUCAUAGCACUUUGCAUUUAUCCAAUAAAGACACCAUUCAUACUAUAUUAUCGAUGAAUAUGAUGAGUUUGGAACAACAAGCAAAAUUGCAGGAAACUAGUAAAUAUUUGAAUAAUGUCAAGAAUUCACAAUUGAUUGAUACCUCUAAUCCUCGUUAUAAAGUGAUGCAAUUAUCUGAUUUACAUUUUGGUCAAGAUUUAGGAAGAUGUGAAACUGUCAUUGCUGAUAAAGAUAAAGAUAAUGUUGAUGAUGAAAAAUGUACUUCUGAUUUGAAAACUUUGAAAUUCAUUGAGGAUUCAAUCAAUCGAGAGAAACCAGAUUUGAUAGUUAUUACUGGGGAUUUGAUUGAUAUUCAUAGAUCAAUCGAUUUUAAAUCAAUACUAUUGAAAUCUUUACAACCAAUUUUGGCAAAUAAUAUCAAUUUUAUUUAUACAUUUGGGGAUGAAAUUCAAGAUACUGAAACUAAACUUUCCGUGAUUUCAUUCUUGUCUACUUUACCAAAUUGUUUAAAUACCUUACCUCAAGAUAAUAGUUUACAUGGUGUUACUAAUUAUAAUUUCCAAAUCAAGAAUGACAAACAAUCGGCCAGUAUUACUGUGUUGGAUUCCGAAGGUCAUUUGUUGGAUGAUUCUCAGAUUAAUUUCUUGUAUCGUAUCAACAAAGAAAUGAGCAACGAUUACAAGUUGUUGUUUUUCCAUUAUCCAAUUCCACAAUUUAGACCAAAGGGUAAAUUCAAGAUUAUUGGUUCAUAUAAUGAGAAGCAUAGAUUGGAUGAUAAGACAAAUGUUAAAUUCCAUGAUGAUAUAAUAAAUUGUGGAUAUAAUGUGAUAGGGGUUGGUCAUGAACAUGAAAAUGAUGCAUGUUUAAUAAGUGAACUGAAAGAUAAUUCAAUAUGGUUAUGUUAUAAUAGUAUCACUGGUGAUUCGGGAAUCACUAGAUUAGAUAACAAUUAUGUUCGUAAGUUGAGAAUAUUUGAAAUUGAUUUUGCUGAUAAACGAAUAUUAAGUUGGAAACGUAGAGAAGUUGACAAGAGUACAUUUGACUACCAAUUGAUUUAUACCAAACCCAACAAAACAUGA